GGAGAAUGAGCUGAAAGAUAAAUGUCAGGAUCUCGGUUGGUAGGUCAUUUAGGGACGUGUACUUGUCUUGCCAGUAGGUGGUGAUUUCUCUAUUUACUUUGUCCGUGUUAAUAUAACUAAUUAAUAUGGCUCGAAAACGACAGCAUCCUUCUUCGGCUCACCCAUGUCGUGGUCUUGCUGCCUCUGGUAGGUCUGUGUCUUCGCACAUGGCCUCUGUAACAGAGCGUCAUGUGACUAUAGCAAGGCAGCUCGUCUUGUCCGGCGAAGAGGUGUUAAAUCUAUCUCGAAUUAACCGCCCUGAGAACACUUCGAAAGCUAUAAUCCAAAGCAGAAAGAAUGGAUAGAGUGGACCAAAUGA
Molecule: messenger RNA, 358 nt
Organism: Aspergillus alliaceus
Lineage: Eukaryota; Fungi; Ascomycota; Eurotiomycetes; Eurotiales; Aspergillaceae
Exons: 1
Coding region: 126-344 (72 amino acids)
Source: RefSeq, a predicted model, not a curated record